Molecule: messenger RNA, 1647 nt
Organism: Penicillium verhagenii
Lineage: Eukaryota; Fungi; Ascomycota; Eurotiomycetes; Eurotiales; Aspergillaceae
Product: spermidine synthase
Exons: 3
Coding region: 1-1647 (548 amino acids)
Source: RefSeq, a predicted model, not a curated record
AUGUCGAUUGGGCAAUUUGUUCAGAAGAUCGAUGCCUACCGGCUUGGAACCGGUGUGGCAUUGCUGUUCCUAGCUGCCUUUUAUUCCCCUGUCAUGGUGAUGGUGCUAUCCCCUGUCUUUGGCUCUCACCCCGUGCAUCUCUUCCACAGCUACGGCGUGGCUAUUGUUGGUGCUGCUGGAUGGUUCGCAAAGGACCAGAUCCAAAGACGACUGGGUCGUCUUGCUGCUUAUAUGCUUCCUGUCCUGGCAUUCUGGACCCCCACGUUGCAAUAUUUUGUGAUGCAGCAGAGCUCUCAACUGGGAAAUCCGAUUGGUCCAAUUGUCACUGAGCUGUUCGGCUACUACCCCCUGUUGGUGUUGACUGUGGCCAUCGCUGGUAAGCAGAUCCAGGCCGCUUUGAACCUUGAGUCGCAUGGAGAGGUUGCGGCGGAGCACAUCCCUCUCCUGGGAUCGUAUCUCAUCUACUCUGUUUGUGAGCGCAUUUCCCACGCAAUCUUGGCCCGUGUCAUCGGUACUACCGUGCUCUUUACCCGCGCUGGUAUGCAAUUUGUCAUUGCUAUCUUCUAUGCGGUUGUUGUUCCUAAGUCCAAGCUCCUGCUUCUGGCCAUUCCAUCCGUGCUCUUUAGCAUCACUGCUGAUGUCCACUUGGGUGGAAUUGGUGCUGCAAACUCCGCCCUCCAACAUGAGGGUUACUCUCUUUUGGCUCGUCAGGAAUCCUCUACGGGAUAUCUUUCGGUUUUGGAGAACGACCACGAUGGCUUCCGUGUGCUGCGUUGUGACCACAGUCUUCUGGGUGGACAGUGGACAAAGUCUAUCCCCGGAUACCAGCCCCAAGUUGAAGAUCCUAUCUACGCCGUCUUUGCUAUGCUCGAAGCUGUUCGUCUUAUUGAACCUGAUAACGGUGUCCACCGCGUGGACGCAGACAGCAAGGCAUUGGUGAUCGGCCUUGGAAUCGGCACUACUCCUUCGGCCUUGAUUAAGCACGGCAUCGAUACCACAAUUGUUGAAAUCGAUCCCGCUGUGUACAAGUUUGCAACUGAGUACUUCAAUCUGCCAUCCAACCACGUCGCAGCCAUUGAGGAUGCAACAACAUUUGUCAAGAAAGCACAAAAGACUGCCACUCAAUACGACUACAUUGUCCACGAUGUCUUCACCGGUGGUGCCGAGCCAUCCGAGCUUUUCACCUGGGAGUUCUUAACGGAUCUGCGCGCACUGCUCAAGGAUGAUGGUGUCAUUGCUAUCAACUACGCCAGCGACAUUGCCCUCUACCCCACGGGCCUGAUCGUCCGCACUAUCAAAGCCGUCUUCCCGUCCUGCCGUAUCUUCCGCGAAUCAGAAGCAAACCAGGACGACGCGACCUCUGACUUCACUAACAUGGUUCUCUUCUGCAAGAAGACCAAGGACUCGUCUUUGGACUUCCGCAAGCCGACCUCGGCUGAUUACCUAGGCAGCAAGGCUCGUGAAAGCUAUCUGCUGCCGAGACAUGAGAUCGAUUUCUCCUUGUUCGACACCGUUCCCAACAAGGGCAGACGCUUCCUUGUCGCGAAGGAGGUCAAGCGUCUGGACAAGUUCCAGGAUCGAGCUGCGCUCGAGCAUUGGGAGAUUAUGAGGAAGGUUCUUCCUGCUGCCGUGUGGGAGAACUGGUAA